This is a messenger RNA of Aspergillus costaricaensis CBS 115574, 948 nucleotides long. It is a transcript of the gene pre9, whose product is annotated as proteasome core particle subunit alpha 3. Lineage: Eukaryota; Fungi; Ascomycota; Eurotiomycetes; Eurotiales; Aspergillaceae. Bases 125 to 892 code for a protein of 255 amino acids. Gene Ontology annotation, cellular component: nucleus; cytosol; proteasome core complex. The record is from RefSeq and is a predicted model, not a curated record. Gene Ontology annotation, biological process: ubiquitin-dependent protein catabolic process. The transcript is spliced from 4 exons.
UCCGACCUUCCUGCACAGCUCGCCCGUCACUCAUUCCUCAUCUCCAAUCCUCCCUUUUCUCUGUCUGUUUUCUUCCACAAACAAUAUUCUCCCAUAAUCUACUCAAGUUGACGUCCAUUUCAAGAUGUCACGGAGAUACGAUUCCAGAACUACCAUCUUCUCCCCCGAAGGUCGACUCUACCAGGUUGAAUAUGCGUUAGAAGCCAUCUCGCAUGCCGGUACCGCCCUAGGAAUUUUGGCCAAAGAUGGAAUCGUCCUCGCAGCGGAGAAGAAGGUCACCAGCAAGCUACUGGAGCAGGACACAUCUGCGGAGAAGCUAUACACGCUGAACGACAACAUGAUCUGUGCUGUUGCUGGUAUGACGGCAGACGCAAACAUCCUUAUCAACUAUGCCCGACAAGCUGCCCAGCGGUAUCUUCUCACCUACAACGAAGAAAUUCCUUGCGAGCAACUUGUCCGUCGUCUGUGCGACUUGAAGCAAGGAUACACCCAGCACGGUGGUCUCCGUCCCUUCGGUGUUUCGUUCAUCUAUGCCGGCUACGACCCUCUCCGGGAGUUCCAACUGUACCAGAGCAACCCCAGCGGUAACUACGGUGGCUGGAAAGCAACUAGCGUGGGAGCAAACAAUGCUAGUGCUCAGAGUCUGCUGAAGCAAGAUUACAAGGAGGACUGCGACCUGAAGGAAGCUUGCGCUAUGGCCGUUAAGGUUCUUAGCAAGACGAUGGACUCGACCAAGCUGAGCAGUGAGAAGAUCGAAUUUGCUACGGUGGGGAGGACGCCGGAAGGCAAGAUCUACCACCACCUGUGGAAUGCUGAUGAGAUCAAUGCCCUUCUGAAAGAACACGGGCUGGCCAAGGUUGAUGACGAGCCCGAGGCUGGCGAGAUUAAAUAAAUGAGAAGACGACCCGAUUUUGCUACUUGACCAGAUAAUCCCACAUGUUUCCUGUG